AGGACUUAGGAGGGUUAGUCACAACGCGAUGGCGAGAAGGAGGAAGAGCGCACACCUGCCGGCCCGUAAAAACCACCGUCGAGAGGUUUAGGAUGCCACGCCAAUUUCUGCUUAUGGUUGUACACAACGACAAUGGUGUUCGGGAACACUGAGCGCUGAGCAGCGAGGAAAAAGUGUGAUCAAGGUUGGCACUCGUUGUCAUUGGAAACUCAGCGCACGUUCUCUAUGGCAUUUGGCUCAACAGAUCGCCAUGGCUAUCUUUACUGCUUCUCAAAUCUCUAGGCAGUAUAUAUACUGGUGAUCAGCUGCCUCAGAAAUACAAAAAUUACUAUCAUGAUCCUCUCCAAUGGCUUAAUGUUUGCCAGCCUCGCGCUCGACUUCGUCAACUUCGCUUCCGCGACAGAUAUCGUUCAUUACCCACCAAAAUUAACCAACCUCAACAACCUCACCUUCGUCCUCAACGGGAUUGGCACACCAGGAAUUUUCAACUCAUCCAUCACACCCGAUUUCGAAUAUGGGAUGUACAACUGGUGCAACAUGCCCCACGUUCGAGCUCGAGAAUACCAGACACCGUCGUCGGCUUAUACGCUCAAGUACAUCGAGAUAAUCCAACGACACCAUAAACGAACCCCGUACGCAUCGAAUACGUUCUUCAAAGAAGAUAUACCUUGGGAUUGUACCGGCGAAGGACCAGUUUAUUAUGGAAAAGGCACAGUGGGAGUGACGGAUGACCCGACUGUGAUCCAAUGGUCCGCAUAUACGAAUUCGCAAAAUCCAUUCACGAAUAGUGUCGGACCAGGAUUUGUCGGGAGUAAUUGCGCUUUUCCGCAGAUAACCACCGGAGGUCUCAAUGACUCGUACACACAUGGGGCGGACUUACGGGCAGUGUACACUGAAAGGUUAAAUCUUUCCACUAAAGCCGAUCCAAAUACCUUCAAAAUCCGUGUAACUUCCAAUCCUAUCACGUCACAAGUCUCCGGUGGACUGCUAAAGGGACUAUUCCCUGACUCUUCUGAUGUCGCUGCCCUCAUCCAGGCCGAUGCCUUCGAUUCAUUGACAGCAUCUUAUAGCUGUCCGGCGGCCAAAUCUAUCUUCACUGCCUAUACAACAGACAGUUCCCAUUGGACGGAACACCUAGUCAAUGCAGCAGGUAUCUACGAAGAGUUGGAUGAAGUUUCCGGUAUUGCGGCGGAUGAUACUGCGGGAUGGCACACGAGUUUUGAUCACUACUACGACAAUCUGUCGGCAAAACAAUGCGACUCCAAACCUCUCCCAUGUAGUGUCAACGACACCUUUCUCUGCGUAACACAACCCCUUGCUGACACCGUCUUUCGUUUGGGCAACUAUGAAUACUCGUAUUACUAUCGUGACGCGUACAACUCGACGCUUUUUAGCGCACUGAGCUAUGGCGCGUGGGUUUUGGAGCUCGUUGGGCAUCUCAAGGAACAGGUAGAAGGCACAAGUGAUGUUAAAUAUUUCCAUAAUGUCGCCCACGAUGGCUCGUUGAGUCCGCUAUUGGGGAUAUUGCAGAUUUCGGAAAUGGUUUGGCCGGGGAUGGGCUCCGAAAUUGUCUUUGAACUAUACGAGAAAAAUUCCAAUUCAAUCUCGAACUUCUUCCUACGCGUGCUCUGGGGCGGCCAACCUAUGCAGACGUCUCUUCCUUUUGGUACAAACAGCGGUGGAUUGCUAGAUAUGAUUCCUGUGGAGGACUUUUUUGAAUACGUCCAUAACACGAUCGGCACCGGGCCAGAGCUGUUCGCUGCUUGUCAAAAAUAAAUGCAACAUGGAGAGAUAUGGUAGGAUGGUGACGCCAACAACGAUCUAAUGUUGGAUGAUGAUUCUUGAGUGCAGGUUCCGACCGGGAAUGCUUAUUGCUCAACAAGAAUGGUCGUAUGUUUAUACCAUAUGCAUUCUUCUGGCUUAGUCUGGUCAUAUGGGUAUUUUAGCAACAGGUUACAACUCUUCCGUUUGGCUUCCGAGAUGUAAAUACAAUACAAGGACCUUUGUCGAAAGGUAUCAUGUGGCUCCGGGUGGCUUCAUAAGAGUCUUAAACUUGUCAUCAAUCGUCUUAUCACUAUCAGCCGACAGAGGAUAUUAAAGGGCACCUA
Lentinula edodes (shiitake mushroom) is the source of this 2108-nucleotide messenger RNA. Its product is annotated as histidine phosphatase. NCBI's taxonomy places the organism in Eukaryota, Fungi, Basidiomycota, Agaricomycetes, Agaricales, Omphalotaceae. The transcript is spliced from 4 exons. Gene Ontology annotation, molecular function: phosphatase activity. Bases 334 to 1776 code for a protein of 480 amino acids. The record is from RefSeq and is a predicted model, not a curated record. Gene Ontology annotation, biological process: dephosphorylation.